AUGUGUGACGAUGCUAAGGAACACUUUAAACUCCUUCGAGAACCUGAAAGAAAAUCAAAAAUUAAAUAUUUGGGUCUCCUUUCAAGUAAAUUGAGAUGUAAAUCAUCUUUUGUCUCACCGACACCUGGUGGUGGUGUAUUAGCUUGCACUAACCCCAGUUAUACCAAUAAAAACCCUCUACCAGUGCCUGGAGAAAACGAGAAAGUUGAUGUACCUCGGGUCCGGGGAACUGGAACUUUAACCAUGUUUUGCGCCCUCAAUGGACAACAUUAUGCACUCACCUGCUUUCAUGUUGGUUGUGCAACUGAUGAAAACCGUUUAAACGCCGCAUUCAAUAAAGUAGAAGAUGUUCAGAAGAUGUGCAAUGCACUUCCAGCUUAUGAAAGUUAUGCAAAGAAACAGCAAUAUUAUUUUACACAAGGCAAUAUGGAGAACGACAAUGUCCCCAUCUUAUUUGGAUACGAUGGAACGGACUGCACGGGUUAUGGUGGUUUUGACAAUUAUCAUUUUGACAACGAAUCUGGCAUUUGUCUCUAA
Paramuricea clavata is the source of this 537-nucleotide messenger RNA. The record is from the annotation of a GenBank genome assembly. Lineage: Eukaryota; Metazoa; Cnidaria; Anthozoa; Malacalcyonacea; Plexauridae.